UUUUCUGAUAAUUAAAAUAAUAAACAUUAAUUGUAAACAAUUUGCAAGACAUAGAAAAAAAGAGAAGAAAAAUAGUACCCAUAAUCCUGUCACCCAGUAGUAACAUUGUGGAAUACUUGCUGGUGUUUUGUUUUUAUGCAUAUAUUUUCUCUCAUGUGAAUAACAAAAGAGUGAUGUGGAAAAAUGACAGGCAUACAUGGUUUGAUAUGUGGUUGAUGCCUAUCAAAGUAUAUAAAACCCAGUAAUCCUAAAAGGAAUCUAAUGGGGUAGGUAGUGGAGAGGGUGAGGCCUUUAGCCAUAGCUCUUUCUACUUUUUAAUUUAAUUUUUCUUUUCUUCUGUAAAAUAAAUAUGAUUAUUGCCUCAAAUGAUAAGAAGAUUAACUGAAUUAGUGUUUUUAAAGCACGAAUAAUCUGGUACAUACCAUGUGCCCAGUAAAUGUAAGUUUCAGUUCUAUGGGUAAAAAUGUAAUAAUUACUGCCAGGCACUGUUCUGAUUGCUUUAUACAUAUUAAUUCAUUCAAGCCUCACAUCUACCCUUUGAUGAAGGUGCUAUUAGUAUUCUUAUUUUAUAGAGAAGGAAACAGGCACAAGAGGUUAAGGGACCUGCUCAAAGUCAAACACCUUCCUAGGUGACAGAGCCAGAACAGCACCCCAAGCUGCUGGCUCCGGAAUCCACAUCAUCCAUAUACAUUACACAGCCUGCUGCUUGUCGGAGUUGUCUUAAGAUCUAGGCUCUGCGUGCUUGUAGCUAGGGGCACACCGCUUCCAUGAAGAUAUCAUCUGUUCAGCUGUAAAGCCCUUGUGAGAGCCCUUGGUUUUCUUAUGCACUUGUCCUGGGCUACUAGCUGUGUCAAAGGGCUCCAUGGGUAGAGAGACUGAUGUCAGCAGUAAACUGAAGCAGAUUAAUAUUUAUUAGGUAGGUUAAAAGAUUUGGCAGGUCAUUUGGCUUUUUCUCCUAUCCACCCUUUCCUCGUCUUUCUGCAAGGUUGACACAGAGGUCAUUGGCUAAGAUCUAGAGAUAAUCAAGCUUAUGGUUUCAGAAAGAGUCAAAAACAUGCUGAAUGUUACUGGGGUAUAUUGAACACCUGGAUUUGUUUGGCAAGUUUCAGGGGGAAAUCAAGUGAAAAAAAGCAGCAGCCAGAGCAGGAGGUGCAAAUGGACAGAGGUUUGAGACAUACAAAGUGCAUCUCUGCAGAGCUGAAGGGUUAUGUGUGGCCCUCCUGUAAUAAAACCAGCUGCAGACCAGGGUAGGUGAGCAGAAAGACAGGAGGAGGCUUUAAGUACAAAUGAAUGUCAUGCCUAUGACUAAAACACUAGAUAGGAUACAGGCCUGAGGGCAUGCAGAGGGAGCUUCCUAGAUGGUAAAUAAUGACUUAAAAAGCAAAAAAAGAUGAGUAAUGAAAGGACAAGACCCAGAAGGUUAAGACUUAAAUGUGUAGGUUACAAAAGGUCAGUAACAGGAACAAGGGGGCCUUUAAAAGAAAGGGCAAUUCAUUGAGAAUGUCUGUGAAAUGGCUGAUCAAUGGUCAGUCAUCAGAAAAUGAAGAGCACCUAUGUUUGGCUAAGAACAGAAAUCUGUGCCUGAGGGCAUCACUUCUUAAAAUCGUCAGACACUGAAAAAGCCUCUAAUCUAAGGUCUUUUCAGCCUUCAGCCUCCUGGAGACUCAAGAGAAAAAGUGCUGAGAAACCUACAACUAUGACAUUAGAGACCUUCGAACCCAAGAGAAGGGGGAUGACAGGAUAGAGAUCCAAUAGUAAGGCUCAAUUCAUGGAUGAAGGACACAGAGUAGAAGAAAAACUUGAAAACCAAGAACAUGGCUUUAAGUAAGACAAAUUGCCACAUAAAUGAGUGUACACACCCAGCAUAAAUCAAAAGGAAUUUCUCUAAAGGAUUCUGAGGACAAACUUAGCCCUGUAUAAAUGCAUCCUGUCUACUUAAUCACAAAAAGCAUUCUGAUUGCCUCCAAACAUAAGGCAACAAAAUUGCACUGAGCCAUACCAGCUGUUUGUCCAAGGGGCUCGGCCACAGUCUCCCAACUCUCAACUUUUCUUGUCUGCCCCAAGAAAGCCUGCCACUAAUGAGAAGGAUCAAAAUUAGGGCCAGAUUCUAUUUUCAGGAAGAAAUCAACUCAGAGACUGAUCUAGAAAGUAACUGGAAGAAAAGAAGAUCCCACAUUUCCCAAAAUGGAUAUUAUGAACAGUUUAAUGCCCUUAAGGAUUUAAUGACAUAGAACUUUGUUUCGGAUGCAUUACAAUUAUUUCCUUUACAGUUUCCUAUGAUUCAUUCAGCAAAUAUGCAUUGUGUGCCUACCAAGAGCCACUCACUGUGCUAGGCCUUGGGUGUGUAGAAGUGUCAAAAAACAAGGCUGAAGAAAAGCCAGAGGUGGACCCUGACCUGGCUGAGCUUAUGUCUUAACGAUGAAGCAGACAACGCACAAGUGAACAAUUUCAUGUGGUUAUAAGUGCAGUAAAGGGAAAGAUCGGGUGCCAGGAAAGAGUAUUUGCAUUAGAUAAGGCAGUCUCUGAGGAGGUGAUGUUCCAGUUAGGAGCAGAAACUAAGGAGUGGUCAGCCAAGUAAUGAAUUGGGAAGAAUAUUCCAGGCUUAGAGAACAGCAUGUGCAAAAAGCAAAGAGCUUGGCAAGUUUGGGGAACCUAAGGAAGGCCAGUGAGGUCAGGAUGCAGUAAGGGGAAGCGUUGAAGGAGGGGCAGGAGCCACCUCACCUGAGACCUCGCAGGCCAAGUAGGGGAACCUGGAUUUUAUCCAAAAUGCAUAGGGAAGCUACUGGAUUUCAUCAGGGAAUGACAUCAUCCAUUUACACUUUUUGAAAGGUGGUACUGGCUGCUGGGUAGACACUGGAUUGGAGGAGACAGAAGUGGAAGUGGGUGGCCAGUGAGGAAGCAUUCCCUCCUGGAUGGAACAUAACAAAAAAGGAGGAAAUGGCUGAUUCUAACAGACAAAACCAAGCACUUCCCUAAGAGAUGUGUGUGCAGAACCAGGCCAUGCAGAUACUAGUGCCUCUAACUUCAUCAGCCCAGAACACCUCUCCUCUGGCCCCCAGCACAGGAAAGCAGCGUGGUCAGGAGGGGUUAAACUUCGGCUGAAGCACAGGCGCAGUGAGCCUGCAGGCCGACCUCACUCGUGGCACACAACUAAGUCUGGGGAGAAGCAACCCGAUGCCAGCAUGAUGCAGAUAUCUCAGGGUAUGAUCGGCCCUCCUUGGCACCAAAGCUACCAUUCCAGCUCCUCUACUAGUGACCUCUCCAACUAUGACCAUGCCUAUCUAAGGCGGAGCCUUGACCAGUGCAGCUCUCAGGGGAGCAUGGAGAGCCUGGAGCCCAGUGGGGCAUACCCACCCUGUCAUCUUUCCCCUGCCAAGUCCACCGGCAGCAUUGACCAGCUCAGCCACUUCCAUAACAAGAGAGACUCGGCUUACAGCUCUUUCUCCACCAGUUCUAGCAUCCUGGAGUAUCCGCCCCCUAGCAUCUCUGCCCGGGAGCGUUCAAGCUCCAUGGACAAUACUUCUGCUCGAGGUGGCCUCCUUGAAGGGAUGAGGCAGGCAGAUAUUCGCUAUGUCAAGACAGUCUAUGACACCCGGAGGGGAGUCUCAGCAGAGUAUGAAGUGAACUCUUCAGCCCUGCUGCUUCCAGGUAGGGAGGCCCGAGCCUCAGCAGAUGGUCAGGGCUAUGAUAAAUGGUCUAAUAUUCCUCGGGGCAAGGGAGUGCCACCCCCAUCCUGGAGCCAGCAGUGCCCCAGUUCCUUGGAGACUGCCACGGACAACCUUCCUCCUAAGGUGGGUGCACCCCUGCCUCCAGCUCGGAGUGACAGUUAUGCAGCAUUUCGGCACCGUGAGCGGCCCAGCUCCUGGUCUAGCCUUGAUCAGAAACGGCUCUGCCGGCCUCAGGGAAACUCUUUAGGCUCCCUGAAGUCUCCAUUCAUAGAGGAGCAGCUGCAUACUGUGCUGGAGAAGAGUCCAGAGAACAGCCCCCCAGUGAAGCCCAAGCAUAACUAUACCCAGAAGGCCCAACCUGGCCAACCUCUGCUGCCAACCAGCAUCUACCCUGUACCUUCCCUGGAGCCACACUUUGCCCAGGUGCCUCAGCCUUCUGUGAGUAGCAACGGUCUGGUGUACCCUGCACUGGCCAAGGAGAGUGGAUAUAUAGCCCCUCAGGGAGCGUGCAACAAGAUGGCUACCAUUGAUGAGAAUGGGAACCAGAAUGGAUCUAGCAGGCCUGGGUUUGCCUUUUGCCAGCCCUUAGAACAUGACUUGCUGUCCCCAGUGGAGAAGAAACCAGAAGCUACAGUCAAGUAUGUCCCCUCCAAAGUCCAUUUUUCUUCAGUGCCUGAAAAUGAGGAGGAUGCCUCCCUGAAGAGACAUCUCACACCUCCCCAAGGCAACAGCCCACAUUCCAAUGAGAGAAAGAGCACCCACAGCAACAAACCAUCUUCUCAUCCCCACAGCCUCAAAUGCCCUCAGGCUCAGGCCUGGCAAGCGGGUGAAGACAAGAGAUCUUCCAGGCUCUCAGAGCCUUGGGAGGGUGAUUUCCAGGAAGACCACAAUGCCAACCUCUGGAGGAGGCUGGAGAGAGAAGGCCUAGGCCAGAGCCUGUCAGGCAACUUUGGCAAGACCAAGUCAGCCUUCUCAUCUCUCCAGAACAUUCCUGAGAGUCUGAGAAGACACAGCAGCCUGGAGCUAGGCCGGGGAGCCCAGGAGGGUUACCCAGGAGGCAGGCCCACCUGUGUAGUCAACACCAAGGCAGAAGACCCUGGGAGGAAAGCCGCUCCUGACCUUGGGAGCCAUCUGGACCGGCAGCUUUCCUACCCGCGGCCCGAGGGGAGGACCGGUGCCUCGGCCUCUUUCCACAGCACAGACCCAAGGCCUGAAGAGCUGCCUGCCGCCUCGCACCUGCACACAUCCAGUCUCGGCCGGAGGGGGCCCGGCCCAGGCAGCGCCUCGGCUCUUCAGGGCUUUCAGUACGGGAAGCCCCACUGCUCGGUGCUGGAGAAGGUCUCCAAAUUCGAGCAGCGAGAGCAAGGGAGCCAGAGACCCAGUGUAGGCGGCUCCGGUUUUGGCCAGAACUAUAGGCCCCACAGGACAGUCUCAACUUCCAGUACUUCUGGGAAUGACUUCGAGGAGAUAAAAGCCCACAUCCGUUUCUCUGAGUCAGCUGAACCCCUAGGCAACGGGGAGCAGCACUUCAAAAACGGGGAGCUGAAGUUGGAAGAGGCUUCCCGGCAGCCCUGUGGUCAGCAGCUGAGCGGAGGAGCCUCGGACAGCGGCCGUGGCCCCCAGAGGCCGGAUGCUCGGCUCCUCCGCAGCCAGAGCACCUUCCAGCUCUCCAGCGAGCCAGAGAGGGAGCCCGAGUGGCGGGACAGGCCCGGCUCACCCGAGUCGCCCCUGCUGGAUGCCCCCUUCAGUCGCGCCUACCGGAACAGCAUCAAGGAUGCACAGUCUCGUGUCUUGGGGGCCACUUCCUUUCGACGCCGAGACCUGGAGCUGGGGGCGCCUGUGGCAUCGAAGUCCUGGCGGCCGCGGCCUUCCUCUGCCCACGUGGGGCUGCGGAGCCCCGAGGCGCCGGCUUCCGCCUCCCCGCACACGCCCCGGGAGCGGCACAGUGUGACCCCUGCGGAGGGCGACCUGGCCAGGCCCGUGCCCGCUGCCGCCCGGAGAGGGGCUCGCCGGCGCCUGACUCCCGAGCAGAAGAAGCGCUCCUACUCCGAGCCCGAGAAGAUGAACGAGGUGGGGGUCGCGGAGGAGGCCGAACCAACACCCCUGGGCCCGCAGAGGAAUGGGAUGCGUUUCCCGGAGAGCAGCGUGGCCGACCGGCGCCGCCUCUUCGAGCGCGAUGGCAAGGCCUGCUCCACGCUCAGCCUGUCGGGGCCCGAGCUGAAGCAGUUCCAGCAGAGCGCCCUGGCCGACUACAUACAGCGCAAGACCGGCAAGCGGCCUACCUCCGCCGCCGGCUGCAGCCUCCAGGAGCCCGGGCCACUGCGCGAGCGCGCCCAGAGUGCCUACCUCCAGCCUGGCCCCGCGGCGCUCGAACCCUCCGGCCUCACCUCAGCCUCCAGCUUGAGCUCGCUGCGGGAGCCCAGCCUGCAGCCCCGCAGGGAGGCCACACUCCUGCCAGCCACAGUUGCAGAAACCCCGCAGGCUCCCCGAGAUCGCAGCAGCUCCUUUGCCGGUGGCCGCCGCCUCUGGGAACGGCGACGCGGGGACCCACAGGUCCCAAGGGAGCUGCUCGGUGGAGCAAACGGUGGAACAAGGGGCACCCAGAGAGUGGAUGAGACCCACAGGGAGCCAUCCUCCUGGGGGGCCAGGGCUGGGAAGUCCAUGUCAGCUGAGGACCUGCUGGAACGCUCAGACGUCCUCGCCGGCCCUGUCCACGUGAGGUCCAGGUCAUCUCCCGCCACUGCGGACAAGCACCAGGAUGUGCUUUUGGGGCAAGACAAUGGCUUUGGUCUUGUGAAGGAUCCAUGUUAUUUGGCUGGUCCUGGAUCUAGGUCACUCAGUUGUUCAGAAACAGGCCAAGAAGAGAUGCCGCUGCUCUUCCACCAUCCCACCCCUCGUUGGGGUGGUUCAGGUUGCAAAGCCAUUGGUGAUUCCUCCGUUCCUAGUGAAUGUCCUGGAACCCCGGACCAUCAGAGGCAAGCCAGCAGGACACCCUGUCCCAGGCCACCACUGGCAGGAACGCAAGGGCAGCUCACAGACACCAGGGCUGCACCCCUGACCCCACUUGGCACCCCUCUGCCUUCAGCUGUUCCCUCUGGCUACUGCUCACAGGAUGGUCAGACAGGGCGACAGCCUCUCCCGCCCUACACCCCUGCCAUGACCCACAGAAGCAAUGGUCACACCCUGACCCAGCCUCCCGGUCCAAGAGGCUGUGAGGGUGAUGGCCCAGAGCAUGGGGUAGAAGAGGGAACGAGGAAGAGGGUCUCACUGCCUCAGUGGCCACCGCCUUCUCGAGUGAAGUGGGCCCACGCAGGCAGAGAGGACAGCCUUCCUGAGGAAUCCUCAGCCCCUGAGUUGGCAAACCUGAAGCACUAUCAAAAACAGCAGAGUCUUCCAAGUUUGUGCAGCACUUCUGACCCAGACACGCCUCUUGGGACCCCGAGCACUCCAGGGAGGAUCUCCCUCCGAAUAUCUGAAUCCGUCCUGCGGGACUCCCCGCCACCUCGCGAGGAUUAUGAAGACGAAGUGUUUGUGAGGGAUCUGCACCCCAAGGCCACGUCCAGCCCCACGUUUGAAACUCUUCCCCCACCCCCACCUCCUCCACCAAGUCAGGAAACCCUGGUGUAUAGCAUGGAUGACUUCCCUCCACCUCCUCCCCACGCAGUGUGUGAGGCGCAGCUGGACAGUGAGGAUCCUGAGGGGCCGCGCCCCAGCUCCAACAAACUUUCUAAAGUGACAAUUGCAAGGGAAAGGCACAUGCCUGGUGCAGCUCAUGUGGUAGGUAGUCAGACACUGGCUUCCAGACUCCAAACUUCUAUCAAGGGUUCAGAGGCUGAGUCCACACCACCCUCCUUCAUGAGUGUUCACCCCCAACUUGCUGGGUCUUUUGGUGGGCAGCCAGCACCCAUCCGGACUGAAAGCCUCACCCAUGAUCCAGUCAAUGGAACUCAGGGUUUAGAAAAGAAAGUCAAUUCUGAUCCUCAGAAGAGCUCAGAAGACAUUAGAACAGAGGCUCUGGCCAAGGAAAUUGUCCACCAAGACAAAUCUCUGGCAGACAUUUUGGAUCCAGAUUCCAGGCUGAAGACAACAAUGGACCUGAUGGAAGGUUUGUUUCCCCGAGAUGUGAACUUGCUGAAGGAAAACAGCGUAAAGAGGAAGGCCAUACAGAGAACCGUCAGCUCUUCCGGAUGUGAAGGCAAGAGGAAUGAAGACAAGGAAGCAGUGAGCAUGUUGGUCAACUGCCCUGCCUACUACAGUGUGUCUGCUCCCAAGGCUGAGCUGCUGAACAAAAUCAAAGAGAUGCCAGCAGAAGUGAAUGAGGAAGAGGAACAGGCAGAUGUCAAUGAAAAGAAGGCUGAGCUCAUUGGAAGCCUCACCCACAAGCUGGAGACCCUCCAGGAGGCGAAGGGGAGCCUGCUGAUGGACAUCAAGCUCAACAACGCUCUGGGAGAAGAGGUGGAGGCUCUGAUCAGCGAGCUCUGCAAGCCCAAUGAGUUUGACAAGUAUAGGAUGUUCAUAGGGGAUUUGGACAAGGUGGUCAACCUGCUGCUCUCCCUCUCAGGGCGUCUAGCCCGUGUUGAGAAUGUCCUUAGCGGCCUUGGUGAAGAUGCCAGUAAUGAAGAAAGGAGCUCUCUCUACGAGAAAAGGAAGAUCCUGGCUGGUCAGCAUGAGGACGCCCGGGAGCUGAAGGAGAACCUGGAUCGCAGGGAGCGGAUAGUGCUGGGCAUCCUGGCCAAUUACCUUUCAGAGGAGCAGCUCCAGGACUACCAGCACUUCGUGAAAAUGAAGUCCACGCUCCUCAUCGAGCAGCGGAAACUGGACGACAAGAUCAAGCUGGGUCAGGAGCAAGUCAAGUGUCUGCUGGAGAGCCUGCCCUCAGAUUUCAUUCCCAAGGCUGGGGCCCUGGCUCUGCCCCCAAACCUCACGAGUGAGCCCACUCCUGCUGGGGGCUGUACUUUCAGUGGUGUUUUCCCAACAUUAACCUCUCCACUUUAACCUCUUCUAAAAUACCCAACCAAAAGAUCACUGUUUCUCUCAACACUAUUUAAUCUGAAAAAUGUUUCAGUACAAACCACUGUUUGAACUAUCUGGGUUACUGGUGUUUGUUCUGGAUGAAAGGAACAAAAUUCUCUCCAGGAGGAAGCCUUUUUCCUUCUUGCCCUUCCUGAUUGAUCUUCUGAGAGCUCGAAUGCUGCUGGACACGUACCCCUUUCUAUUAUUACUUUGUAGUAGAAAGAAAGUUAAUGAAACUGAGAACUGAUUGGAGGGUGUUUGAUCAUUUAGCUUUUAACAGGCUGAGGCAACAUGGAUCAGUGUGUGUCCCCCUCAGGAAUGUAUCCACAGUGGCCUUCCUUGCUGGUGGGCAGUGUAUCCUGAUGGCAGGGUACAAGUACCAUUAAUGAAGUGUCUGCAACAUAAAGCCUUAAAAAGACACACACUAAGAAAACUGUAAAACCUUGAACAUUGUUAUUUAUAUUUUUUAAAAUGGGAAAGAUCAUUAUGUUUGUUGUGCUAACCACUUACUUGAUUCUGUUUUGUGGUGGACGUAGACGAUUACGUUUGAGCUUUGUAUUUUGUGAAAACCUUAAUGAAAUGAAUUCCAAAGAUAGUCACGUUGAGCGUGCAGACUUUUUCUUAACAUUCCUGUCUUAUUUUUACAAACACAAGCAGGCAUUCUGCACUUCCACUGGACCGAGUAUGGAGGAGUCCUGUUCCCCUGCUCUUUUCCUGUAUCACACCUUCCCCAGGAGGAAGGCCUCAUGCACUGCGGUUAUUGCAUCAUUUCCUAGUGCUUCAUGUCAUUAUCACUGGUGGGGAAACAAAGCUAAAUUUUAUUAAGAAAGACAACAACUCUCAGACCUAUAUCAUAGGAGGAGGACAUCCAGAAUCCAACAAAAUUCAAAACCCAUGCUGUUCUCCUGAACAAGGUUUGGGCUAAACACAGCCUGUUUAUUGAGACUGUUUUAAUGAUGCUUUAAAAAAAAAAGUUUUCUAAAACGUCAAACCUGUCAACCACACUUUGAUUAAGAACUCCCUCCUUAACCUCUGAAGACUGAUUUUGCUUUAUGGUGUUUCAAUAAUAACGUUUCAGAGAUUACUCUGUAACUCCAGUUGUAAGCCUAUAGAAACGAAGUGGAAGGCUGAGGAGUUAUGGGCUGGCAGCCAGGCUAUGUUUACAGCUACUGGAGAUAGCAGUAGCCUAAUACUUUGAGCAGAUGGUACAUCCUAGGCUGUGCUGUAGGUAGAUUUGUUAUUUCACGUAUGAUCUGUGGCUGGUGGCCACCUUUGUUGAUUUGGGCUUACGAGUUUCAUGGUAGCCAGUGUUAGAAAAUUGGGGGAGUAAAAUUUUGCAGUAAAAAAAAUGACAAGGGAACCAAAUGUCCCUUCUCCCCUUAGUACAUUUUAAUUACUUAAUGAAGUUUUAUCUCCUAGGUAAGAAUAUCAAAAUUAUAGUUUGGGUCUCCAGUAGAGAUGUGUUUUGAUUAACUUAUAAACAACUGGCCACCCAGAAGUUUCCUUUGCAUAGUCAACCAAAGCUAUGGCUUUGUUCUUUGGAGCUUAUAUACUGUGUGACUCCAUUGAUACAAAUAAGACAGCACCUUGGUUUUCCAGGGGUGUUUUCAUUCAGAGGUCCUGUCUCCCAGGGAAGCAGUAGAACCAGUGACAGCAUUCAAUAGCCACACUGCAUGGUCAUCAGUCUUAGGCCAACAUGGGCCUGAAAUUAACUCCAUCAGUAACUACCUGUGUGUCUUGCUGAUACUGAAUGAGCCCUCACAAGCCACGCCAGGUGGAAGCCAGUCAGCAAACACCUACAGCUAUUCUUAGUGAAAUUCCUCAGAGGAAUCCAGGGGGCUCCCAGUUCCCAACACUCUUCAAGAUUACCAUUUUUCACAAUUUGACUGGGGAACAUUUUACAUAUUCAGUCUUUCUCAAUAACUUUUAUUUAUUUUCUUGAGAAAGGGUCUUACUGUGUUGCCCAGGCUGGAGUGCAGUGGUGUGAUCACAGCUCAUUGCAGUCUCAGCUUCUGAGGCUCAAGCCAUCCUCCCAUCUCAGCCUUCCGAGUAGCUGGGACCACAGGUGUGCACCACUAUGCCUUGCUAAUUUUUUUAUUUUUUUGUAGAGACGGGGGUCUUGCUAUGUUGCCCAGGCUGGUUUCAAACUCCUGGGCUCAAGGGAUCCUACCACUUUGACCCCAGAAGUGCUGGGAUUACAGGCAUGAGCCACUGCACCCGCCACUUUUCUAAUUUAUAGACGUAAAAGUAAUUGACUCCCACAGCACAGUAACAGGCAAUGCUGCUUGGCAUGCCACAAACAUCAGAAAGCUUGUGACAUUCCUAGGAUUGUAUCCAUUCUUUCAUUACAUGGAAACAUUGUUCUGUUAUGUGAAAUGGGUAAGGCACCAAGUGAGACUUUGAAAUACAAUUUUUAGGUGAAUGUGAUAUUUAUUGUAGUAGGACUUGACCUCUGUGCUUUAAAGAAAUCACUAACCAAAAUUUCAAAGUUUCAUUUUAAAUGCGUUUAGCUAGAAAUCUAUGUAUUUAUCCCUUUCCCAUUUUGCAUUCUUCUCCCACUAUUUUUAAAAUGUCAUUUACAGUAGAAACCAUCCUUCUUUCUCCCAACAGUAUCCUUUGCCAAGACCAUGAAAACAGUCAGGAGCAUGUUGGUGGUCAGGGUUUCAGAACACGUGUGAUGUCGCUGAGAAUGUUUGUUCACAGUCAAUAAUUGUCUCUGUGGAUGUGAUCAUUUUGGAGAUAUACUUCUGGUCAGAAGUCAGGUGAGAUAAUCUUGCAAUACUCCAAAUGCAGAUACUCUAGCCACCUGCAAGGUUCCAGGAAAGGACAAUGUCCUGCGAGAAAAUCAGGAGGCCUCCACUUCCUGGGCCACUUGAAAAGUUCCUGGGCACGUCACUACAUGUUGGCUGACUCAGCCAUUUCUCAUGCUGUUUUGUUUCUUGCGGUGGCCACUUAACCCCAAAGAAUGAAGGGAGGAUCCACAGUGAAAGUGCCUGAGUUUCUCUACGAGACGAGACGGUGUCGAAACCAAACAUCUUUUCCUUUGCUGUAGGGGAACAUUUUAGGGUUUGUUUUGCACAGCUGGUUUCCAGACUAGAAGAUUAACAAGUGUGGAUCCACCCCUAAGAAUCAGUGGCUGUCUUUUAAGGUGAGGAGUGUGGGCUUAACUGAGGUCCUUUGAGGGAGCUAUAAAGGAGCAACAGCCUGGGACAUCCCAGUUUUCCUAUUCCUCCACUGUUAAUAUCUCACCUAAAAUAAUUCAUGAGUUUAAAUGGUAAAUAUAUGCUUUAAGCUCUACCUUUAAACUCGUAUGUUAUUCAGGCAUCUCUUAUUAAGAUACUGGGUCUCUGGAUACCCAGGGAAAUGUUGGCUUUUUAUUCUUACAUGGUUCCAAAUUUACUUGUCUUCAGUUUAAUUGUCCAUUUUAGUGCUGGCUUCAUUGUUAGGUUGGAGUUAUUAUUUUCCUUUUGGAACAACAUGAGUUUUAUUCACCUUACUAUUAGAAAAAGGAAGAACUACAGCCAGAAAUAACUUCAUUUCCUAACAAGGUAUAAAAAGUGGUCAGGUGAAUGUCAAUGGGCUCUUCUACACAGGAAUAGAUUAUUGGAAUAAAGUAUUUCCUGCUGCCUUAACUCUUUGGGAUGCAUAGGAUAAAAUUAUAAAGACCAUUUUAAUAUCAGAAAGGGUUGUCUUACUAAUUUCUAAAUAAAACUUCACAUUUCUUAAUGGGGAGCUCAUUCAGAAACGAAAUCUUGGUUUCUCAAAGUGUGGUCAGGAUACCAUCUGCAUCAGAAUCCUUGGAAUGCUUGUUAAAAAUUCCAAUUGCUAUGACAUAACCAAGUCUGCUGGAAUCUGCAUUUCGGCAAGUUUCCCAUGUUAUUCUGAUGUAUUUUAACAUUUGAGAGCCACUGCCAAUCAUCUGUACAGUUCCUACUGUUAUGAUCACAAUAAGACUAACAUGAAUUUAAUAAUCUGAAUAAUUUUUUAAAUUUAAAUAAAAAACUGAGAAAUUGAAGUUAAUUUAAAAAUAAAAAUAACCUUAGAA
Cercocebus atys (sooty mangabey) is the source of this 12726-nucleotide messenger RNA. It is a transcript of the gene SHROOM3, whose product is annotated as shroom family member 3. Gene Ontology annotation, cellular component: adherens junction; apical plasma membrane; apical junction complex. The transcript has 10 exons. Lineage: Eukaryota; Metazoa; Chordata; Mammalia; Primates; Cercopithecidae. Gene Ontology annotation, biological process: actin filament organization. The record is from RefSeq and is a predicted model, not a curated record. Gene Ontology annotation, molecular function: actin filament binding. The coding region runs from base 3183 to 8663 and encodes 1826 amino acids.